GGUCUGAGUUUCUGAGUUUUGCUACUGGUGCCGGUGUAAUUAUAGGCGCGGGUGCUGCUUCAGGAAUUGCAACUAAUGUCGGAAUUGCUGUGCUUGCAUCUAUUUUUGGUGCAACUGGUGCGGGAUUAGCUGGUGAAUUUUGCUGUUAUAAAAUGAACAAGCGUGUUGGAGCUAUUGAUGAAUUUGUCAUCGAAUCUUUGACAGAAGGUAGCAGCCUCCAUUGCGUUUUGACAGUCAGUGGAUGGAUAGAAGAUGAUAGCAAGAAUGCUUUUCGAAAACAGUGGCGCCAUUUAUGGAUGUCUCGUGAGCAAUUCACUUUGCGCUAUGAAAGUAAAUAUCUCAUAGAACUUGGAAAAGCCAUUGAAUAUUUAAUGUCAUUUGCUGUUUCCGUCGCCAUACAGCAAACUCUUAUGGAAACUGCGUUAGCUGGUUGUUAUUUUGUCGGAGAUUUCCUAGCUGAAAUACUACUUCGACGUGCUCACGGGAAAUAUCCAAUCACUUUAAUAGGUUUCUCUCUCGGUGCUCGCGUAAUUUACCAUUGUCUUCUUACAAUGAGCCAAAGGGCUGAUUAUGCAGGUAUUUUUUGGAAAACCAUUUUAUUAUUGUAG
Molecule: messenger RNA, 608 nt
Organism: Dracunculus medinensis (Guinea worm)
Lineage: Eukaryota; Metazoa; Nematoda; Chromadorea; Rhabditida; Dracunculidae
Source: the annotation of a GenBank genome assembly